AUGCGCCAUCUAGUCACGUCAACUUUGUCAUUCGUCCGAAUUCUUUUAAAGAUCGCAGUUGACUUGAUGAGCAAUAAAAAAGCACAAUUUAGCUACUAUGGUGAUGACGAUCGUUUAGUGUCAGAAGUUUACCGUACUCAUUCCCAAUGCCACGUUAAUAAACCGAACAGAAAAAUACGCACUAUUCUUCGUACUUUACCCUUUGAUCAAUCUCCAUAA
This is a messenger RNA of Adineta ricciae, 219 nucleotides long. NCBI's taxonomy places the organism in Eukaryota, Metazoa, Rotifera, Eurotatoria, Adinetida, Adinetidae. The record is from the annotation of a GenBank genome assembly.